Molecule: messenger RNA, 1791 nt
Organism: Danio aesculapii
Lineage: Eukaryota; Metazoa; Chordata; Actinopteri; Cypriniformes; Danionidae
Gene: slc6a1l
Product: solute carrier family 6 member 1, like
Exons: 14
Coding region: 22-1758 (578 amino acids)
Biological process (GO): sodium ion transmembrane transport; neurotransmitter transport
Cellular component (GO): plasma membrane
Molecular function (GO): gamma-aminobutyric acid:sodium:chloride symporter activity
Source: RefSeq, a predicted model, not a curated record
GACCUCAACUCACCCUCAGACAUGAAGCAGGCUAUCCCGUUUGAGGAUCUGGAUCACAACAGUGUUCCCGUUGAAGAGAAGGAGAAUAAAAUACCAGAUAGAGGAAGCUGGAAAGGAAAAUUUGACUUCCUGCUGUCCUGCGUUGGAUAUGCUAUUGGUCUUGGAAAUGUAUGGAGGUUCCCAUAUCUGUGUGGAAAGAAUGGUGGAGGAGCUUUUCUGAUCCCAUACUUCACUACUCUGGUGUUUGCUGGGAUCCCACUAUUUCUGUUGGAGACGGCAUUAGGACAGUACACAUCUGUGGGAGGACUGGGAGUAUGGAAAUUAAUACCCAUGAUGAAAGGUGUGGGUCUGGCUGCUGUGGUUCUGUCCUUCUGGCUCAACAUUUAUUACAUCAUUAUCAUUGCCUGGGCACUCUACUACUUCUUCAGCUCUUUCAAAGCAGAAUUGCCAUGGCAAACCUGUGAUAACCCUUGGAACACUGAUCGCUGCUUUUCCAACUACAGCCUGCUGGACACCACCAACCUGUCCAGUGCUGUCACUGAGUUCUGGGAGAGGAACAUGCACCAGUUAACAAAUGGUUUGGAAGAACCAGGUGAAUUGCGUUGGCCAUUGGUUGGAACUUUGGCAUUGUCUUGGAUUCUUGUCUAUUUCUCAAUCUGGAAAGGAGUGGAGUGGACAGGAAAGGUGGUCUAUUUCUCUGCCACAUAUCCCUACUUCAUGCUGUUUAUUCUGUUUUUUCGUGGAGUCACUCUUCCUGGAGCAAUAGAUGGAGUUCUCUUUUAUAUCACUCCAAAUUUCAACAAGCUUCUGAAAUCUGAGGUGUGGUUGGAUGCUGCCACUCAGAUCUUCUUCUCUUAUGGUCUGGGUUUAGGUUCUCUUAUUGCUUUGGGCAGCUACAACUCCUUCAACAAUAAUGUCUACAGAGAUUCUGUCAUUGUGUGCUGUAUAAAUUCCUGCACCAGUAUGUUCGCUGGGAUUGUCAUAUUUUCCAUUGUGGGCUUUAUGUCUUACAUCACAAAGAGACCCAUUGAAGAACUGGCUGCUUCAGGUCCUGGUUUGGCAUUUCUGGCCUAUCCGCAAGCUGUCACACAGCUUCCCAUGUCUUCACUCUGGGCUAUUCUCUUCUUCUCAAUGCUCAUGAUGUUGGGAUUGGACAGUCAGUUUUGUACAGUGGAAGGCUUCAUCACUGCUUUAAUGGAUGAAUACCCUACAGUCCUUAGGAAGAGAAAAAAAAUCUUCAUCCUAAUUGUCUGCCUUGUGUCCUUCAUCAUUGGAUUUUCCAACAUUACCCAGGGUGGCUUAUAUGUGUUUAAACUGUUCGACUACUACUCAGCCAGUGGGAUGUGUCUUCUUUUCCUGGUCUUCUUUGAGACAAUCUCCAUUGCUUGGUUUUAUGGUGCAGAGAAGUUUUAUAAAAAUAUUGAAGAGAUGAUCGGUUAUAGGCCUUGUGGCUUUUGGAAACAAUGCUGGAUUUACUUUACUCCAAUGAUUUGUUUGGGUGUUUUUACAUUCAGUGCCAUAGAAAUGACUCCGCUGACACUGGGGAAGUAUGUGUACCCAGCCUGGGGUCAGGGAAUUGGCUGGCUAAUGUCCCUUUCUUCUAUGGUUCUGAUACCUGGUUAUAUAAUCUACAUGUUCUUCACUACCAAAGGCAACAUCCAACAGCGGUGGCACAAGAUGACUAAACCCACCGAGCUCACAACCUCAGAUGUCAAUGAUCCCACACAUACAGGGAUUAUGGAUGAAGCUUCUGUCUGACAUCACUUUCUCUUCCCUGUAAAAUGACCUUUA